Aspergillus lentulus is the source of this 2079-nucleotide messenger RNA. The record is from RefSeq and is a predicted model, not a curated record. NCBI's taxonomy places the organism in Eukaryota, Fungi, Ascomycota, Eurotiomycetes, Eurotiales, Aspergillaceae.
AUGGGGAGAAGAGUCAGGGCCUGUGUGCCGUGCCACGAGCGCAAGGUCCGAUGCGACGCCGUGAAGGUGGGAACUCCAUGUACGCGGUGCAUUGACAACGGCCGCACCCAGGGGUGUGUCAUGCUUAAUGGUCACUCGAAACGGCGAAAUCCCCAGGUGACUGCUGAUACUGCCCCAUUGCAGGGGGAUGGCUCGAGUCAAUGCUCAACUGAUCGGCCGGCUGCGUCAUUAUUGUUGUUUACCGACCGGCCCCAGGCGCAGUCGGACCGCCAUAGUCCUUCUAUCCUGUCCCCUAUACAAGGUGGUCGUUCCCUCUCUGACGAUUCUACGCUACACGUCCCGGGCCCUCGUGAGCCACCUCGCCAUAACGACUCACACAGCAAGGACCACCCCCAGCUGCUGCAGGACGGGCAACACGCCUUUGGGCGACAAGAGUUCCAAUUCAUUUACGAGCAACCCCCUCUUACAGAUCCGGAUUCCGGACACGAACCCGACGAUGUGUCGGCCCUGCACGACGGAACAAACUCCAUGACAAUCCUCACAGAGGCCCUGGGCUCUGCUACUUCCUGCCAAAUUGCUUAUAAUUUGCCUGUUCACGGACAUAUGAGUGUGGCAGAUGAAGAGUUUCUCCAUCGAAAGGGCGCCUUCACGCUGCCGCAGCAACACAUUUGCGAUCAACUGUUAUGCCUAUUCUUCGAUAAGGUUUACAUGUCAGUGCCAGUUAUCGAUCGCGUCAUGUUCGUGCAGGACUACUGGCAGCAGACCCAGUCGAUGUUUGUUCUGCAGGCAAUUCUUGCGAGCGCCGUGCCACAUGCAACGAUUGAUUUGCUCAAUAAGGCUGGAUUUUCAGACCACACAGCUGCACAGGAGGCGUUUUUCACAAGAGCAAAGCUCCUGCACGACCUGGAUGCGGAACAGAGCCUACUGCCCCGUCUGCAGGGCUCCCUGAUUCUCGCCGUCACCCAUGUUUCACACUAUAUGCAACGCGAUCAUAGGUAUUGGUUUUCAAAUGCAACAUCUAUUGCGGCCAGGAUGGGACUGCACAGAAAUACCAGCCGCCAAAAUACCGGUAUAUCUCCCAAGCUACUACGACGUUUAUGGGCGGUAAUCUAUACGUGGGACGUUCUACUUGCUUUGAAUGGGAUGAAUACAAUGCGCCAGUUUCAUACUAUCGACUCCACCCCUCUACAACUGACGGAACUGGACUGGGAGGAAGACCCUGAUCCCAAAUUUAAUAGCCUACUGCAGCCUGUCAGCAGUGAGGAGAAAUUGUAUUUGAUAAUGAGCUGCAAAUUAUCGCUGAUAAUCAGCGAGUUCUGGGAUAUGAUGCUCUAUAACCCAGCGGACGUGUCAUGCGAAAAGCUCGAAGCUGUCUUCUCCUCAUGGCGCCAAGCAUUCCCACCGGGGGUACAGGUAAUCAGUAUCAACGAAUCGAGCACCGUUAACUCGUGGCAUCUUACAUUGGUUGCUCGAGGGUACGUCUGCCAAUGUGUCUUGUAUCGGAUGGUGGCUCGGCGAUUUGGAUCUGGAGCAAAGUCUGCAAAUGCAGGGCUCCAUCGUCUGGCGAGCCAGAAAUUGCGUGCAACACUAUUUGAGCUCGACGCCACGAUUGAUCGAAUCAUGAAUCAGAACUCGGGCCAGUUCAACACGUGGCUGUUCCACACGUGUAUCUCCACAGCAAUUGCACUGCACAUCGAGCGAUAUAUAGAUCCUGCAACUAGCCCAUUCGAAGGGGUGCUAGCUAUUUUACGCAUCCAGACAGAGCUGGAGUUUCUUCGCGAAAUGGCUAAGUCGUGGUCAUAUAUCGGCUCCUUUGUGACUAUGUUUGAGGGCGUCAUCAACACUAUUGGGCUUCCGAUACCUCUGCCAGACCAACGACUAGCAACCAAUGAUCCCUUACCGUCGCCCACGUCGUUGGAACGUUUGCAACUCCCAGGAAGGGGAGUUAUGAUGGAUUCCAAUUCUUGGCUCCCAAAUACUGAGGCCUGCCCUCCCUUCGGCCUCCCCUCGGGCCCAUUUAAUGCAAAUUCAAUUCUGGACGAGCUAUUCGACACAAUUCCGCCGUCGCUGGAUAUUUAG